GUUGGCAACUACAAUGCACUAACUGGAGGUCGUACUUCAAUGCACAAACUCCCCGGAGUCACCGCGCUGCGCUCUUGCUGCAGCGUCCCUGUUUCACCUUUAAGCCCCCUCCGUUCGGCUGAAACGUGCCCUAGGCUUGCGUCAACAGGGAGAACGAACCCUGGCAAGCCGAUUGCCAGAAGGCACAGACCCAGCGUACUAACUCCCAGCCGCCACUCUUCCCCAGAGCUUGCAACCGCAGCGCCCCGUUCCUCAGAGUCCGCAUCAGCAACCAUCACCACUUCCGCUCCUAGACCUUCCCCAGACCUACCGCCCAUCUCCUCCUCCUCACCCUCCACAGCCCGUCUCCCAGCUCCACCUCCUGCACUACCUUCUGCCAGCGCGCACCCAGCCCCAACCUCACCUCCCUCAUCGUCCUCCUCAGCCACCAUCCGCAUGAGCACCUCUGCAGCCCACCCACCACCGCCCCCCAACAGCUGCUGUGGCCAGGAUGCCCCCACCAACACCCUACAACCCCCUGCUCCAACUUCUCCAACUGCUGCUGCUGCUGCUGCUCCGUAUCUAGAAAGUGAACCAGCAGCAGCAGUAGCAAUACCACCACCCGCAGCAAUAGCAAUAGCACAACCCCUCGAAACAGCACCAGCAGCUGCAAGACCAGACGCCACUGCUGCUACUGCUGUUGCCCCUGCAGCUGCUAGCGCCUACCAUCUGGGUCCGCCGUACGGCCAGGUGAUCCGCUCCGACUUCCUGGGCGCCGCUCCGCUCACGGGCGGGCGUCGGCUGUACCUCGUGGUGCUCAACUACUGCUUGCCGGCGGGGCUGGCGCACGUCUGGCAGCUGGCUUGUUUCCGUAUCUGCGCUGACGGCGGUUGCAACCGGCUGCAUGAUGAGUUGCCGGUGCUGGUGCCGCCGCCGCCGCAGCGGCUGGCGUGGGAGCUUGCAGAGGCGCAACAUGAGGCCGAGCAGGAAGAGGAGGAUGAGGAGCAGGGGAGGCAGAAAGAGGGGAAGGAGAACAAGACCAAAGUGGGUGAGGGCAAGGAGCAGGAGCAGGACGCCACUGGUGGUGCUGGUGCUGGUGGUUGCGAUGGCACCGCUUCGGCCCAUCAGCAGCAACACCAGGGAGGGCAGCAGGCAGGGCGGCAUGCGGCAGAGCAACAGCAGCAGCAGCAGCAACAUCCACAGCAGCAGUGCUCUCAUCCAGCCGACGGGGUGAACGGUACGACGCAUGCGGGCAGCAACGGUAACGGUAGCCGCAAUGCCGACUCCAACGACUCCAACGACCCACAUGGGUUACAUCACAUGCGGCACCCGUCAACAUCCCCGGUUCACGCCCCAUCAGCAGCAACAGCAACAGCCGCGACCCAGAUCCCAGAUCCCAUCACCGCCCUCCGUUUGGCCCACUUGCCUGAUCUAGUCCUCGGAGACUUGGACUCCCUGCGGCCCGAUAUACGACGAUUUUACCUGCAGUACGGCGUGCCGUUCAUGGAUAUGUCGUACGAUCAGGAAACGACAGAUCUGACCAAGGCUGUGAAGUUGAUCGAGGAGCGCUUUAUCGCAGCCGACCCAGAUCCGCAACCUGGGCGACACCAGAUCUUGGUGCUAGGCGCCCUGGGCGGCCGUCUGGAUCACACCCUCUCCAACCUCAACACCCUUCACCUCUUCCCGCACCUUGACAUCGCGCUGUGGGGCGACGGCAACCUGGUACGGCUAGUUCGGCCGGGCAGCGCACUGGUGCUGCCCGACCCACGGGUCGAAGGGCCCACCUGCGGCCUCAUUCCGCUGGCCGGGCCGGCUAGGGCCUCCUCUUGUGGGUUGCGCUGGGAGCUGCAGGAAACCGGGAUGCGGGUGGGAGGGUUGGUGUCGUCUUCUAAUUCGUUGGCGGGCAAGGAGGUACGAGUGGCCUGUGAUGGGCCGCUGUUGUGGACCACAGAGGUGCGUGAGGAGCCGAGGCCGGAGCUGGGUGCGUUUUGGGAGCGUGUGCGUCGGGAGGCUGAGGCGGUGGUGGCGAG
This is a messenger RNA of Astrephomene gubernaculifera, 2009 nucleotides long. The record is from the annotation of a GenBank genome assembly. NCBI's taxonomy places the organism in Eukaryota, Viridiplantae, Chlorophyta, Chlorophyceae, Chlamydomonadales, Astrephomenaceae.